Molecule: messenger RNA, 1419 nt
Organism: Arachis ipaensis
Lineage: Eukaryota; Viridiplantae; Streptophyta; Magnoliopsida; Fabales; Fabaceae
Source: RefSeq, a predicted model, not a curated record
UUGUUGGAUAUCUCAACUACUCUUUUAUCUGCCUACAAUUUAUGCUAACAGAAAAGUAAAUUUUUUGGUGUUAAAUGGAUUCUUAAAAACUCAAAUAAUUUAUCAAAUGGAAGCUAACUAUACGAUUAUGCGUGAGCUUCAACUUUUAUCAUUCAUAUCUGAAACGAAAUCAUAAUUUUUUAAAGCAAAUUCGAAAAAGAAAAUGGACAAAAACAAAUUCUUUGAAGCUUCUUACCAGUCAAAUUAAACAUUCUAGCUAGCUACACUAAAAAUUGUGUUCUCAAGUUCAUGCUCUCCUGAUUCUCUUUGUUUGAGCUCAUUGUGAUUUUCUUCUUGAGUAUCUGCACAAGAAGCCUAGCUCAUAUUACAAAUCAACGUAUUAGACAUUCUAAAGAAAGGUUAACCCCUAAAACCAUGGAAUUCAUUAAUGUCAUUGCAAAGCACAGUCGAUUCCAAGUCUAAAACUAUGGAAUUCAUUAAUGUUUGAAUACAACAAUAUAAAAAUAUGGAAAAAUUGGGCACCUUCUGUGUUCUUUAAUGGGGCUAUCCAUUGGUUGAAUCAUGAUGGUGAUUAUGAUGCUAUUGUUACUAUUCUUGUCUUUGAUACUAGCAAAAGGAAUGGUUUUUUAGAGAUUCCUGUGCCAGAACAAGUAGGAAAGUGUUAUCCUUGCCGACUGACGGUACUGGGAGGGUGUUUAGCCUUGUAUUAUGAUAAAUGUGAUUAUGAUUAUGAUAAAUGUGUGAUAUGGGUGAUGAAAGAGUACAACGUGCAGUCUUCUUGGACUUCCUAUGAGAUUCCCAGCAGUUACUUUGAGCCAGUGUGCUUGUCCGAGGAUGGCGAUUUUAUAGGAUUCGAUGAAUCACCUGGAAUGUCGAAAUAUAAUGUUAGAGGAGAGCUGCUCCUGCGUUUUGAUCACGCUUGUGAUCAGAUUGGGUACGUUUCGUAUAAUGUUUAUACAGAGAGUCUCUUGAUGCUGCCUAAUGAUGGCUCUGAGGAGAAAGAAGGGAGUUCAUCAGGAGUUAAAGGGACUGAAGAGAGCACCAACUUAGCCACUUGAUUGUUGUUUUAAGCUAAAGGUAAAGUGGAAGGAGUUUCAAGAAACUUUUGUAUUUGUUUUUGAGUUUGCUUUAAAAAUGAGUUUCUUUCCAUAUAUGAAUGUUGGAAACUCAAGGACAUAUAGACAAUUCAAAUGGUGCAAGUCAUGUAUUACAUGCAGUAUCUUUUGUGAAUAUGCAAUAAUAGUACUACUAAUAGUUCUUAAGUCUGCUUUAAUUUUAUUUCUCUUCUGCUAUACAUGCAUGAUGAAUGUAGCUUUCCGAUAUUCAUUUUGCAUUGAGAUCUCUAUUAAGUCAAUACAUAUAUUAUGACACAAUGAUUGGUAUAUAUGCUGUGUAGAACCAUGUAUAUAUUAUAUAAUA